This is a messenger RNA of Cordyceps militaris CM01, 2211 nucleotides long. RefSeq names its product 2-methylcitrate synthase. The transcript is spliced from 4 exons. Gene Ontology annotation, biological process: tricarboxylic acid cycle; carbohydrate metabolic process. The coding region runs from base 1 to 2211 and encodes 736 amino acids. Gene Ontology annotation, cellular component: mitochondrial matrix. The record is from RefSeq and is a predicted model, not a curated record. NCBI's taxonomy places the organism in Eukaryota, Fungi, Ascomycota, Sordariomycetes, Hypocreales, Cordycipitaceae. Gene Ontology annotation, molecular function: 2-methylcitrate synthase activity.
AUGGUCGUUGGAACGCCUGCAACUUGGCAAGCGAGUGUGCUGUCAGACUCGGCAAAGAUCGGGGGCUGCCCUGGUGGAUUUGGCUGGUCAACUCGGCUAUAUUCACCAAGCGGCAGUCGGUCGGGCUGCCGUUGGCCCCAGGUCCAGUCCCUGAGUCCCAGCAAACGCAAGUGGAUUGGCAAUGCACAUGUCAGGGUCAGAUUCGCCCGGCCGUCCGCUCCAGCACGUAGAGCGGCCUACAAGGAGCCGGGAGAGGUUCUGCGCGAUGAAUUGGAAGAUGAUGAAAACCCGACCUCAAAGCUAACGGCAGAGGCCACGGUUGGAGAAAUGGCCAAUUGUUUGAAAAGAAGAAAAAUUAGAGCAAAAACCUGGCCACAGCCAUUGGCCAAUUGCGUGCGCCGCUCAGCCGGCUUCCCUCGGCUGUGUCUGGCACCCACCAAAAUCCGUGUCGCCGAGCCGACCCCAGGCUCUUUGCGGCCGGGGCGAGCGCAUGGCGGUCACUGGCAUUCCGGCGAGAGGGAAAAAAAAGUCUCGCAUACUCUGACCGAGCGCGACUUCAUCUCUUUCCCCCCUCCAUACCUUUUUUUUAUCAUUGUCAACCACCCUGUCUCGGCCCAGCCUUGCCCGCAUCGCACCGACCACCGGCUAACCCCACGUUUCUCUUCUCCAGAGAUCGAGAUAGCUGCAUCAUCUCUCGUCCUUGUCCCAACACGCACCAUAUACAACCAGCACAUCAUGGCUAUGAAUCUGAGAACCUCUGCUCGAGCCAUUGGCUCCUUCAAGCCCCUGGCCCGUGCCGCUCUCGGCGGCGCCCGCGCCUAUGCCACCGCCGAGCCCGACCUCAAGGCGACGCUCAAGGCCGCCAUCCCCGAGAAGCGCGAGCUGCUCAAAAAGGUGCGCGCCCACGGCGACAAGGUCAUUGGCGAGGUCAAGGUCGAGAACACGCUCGGCGGCAUGCGCGGCCUCAAGGCCAUGGUCUGGGAGGGCUCCGUCCUCGACGCCAACGAGGGCAUCCGCUUCCACGGCCGCACCAUCAAGGAGUGCCAGCAGGCGCUGCCCAAGGGCACCUCGGGCACCGAGAUGCUCCCCGAGGCCAUGUUCUGGCUGCUCCUCACCGGCCAGGUCCCGUCGGUGGCCCAGGUCCGCGUCUUUUCCCGCGAGCUCGCCGAGCAGGCCGCCAUCCCGGCCUUUGUCUCCAAGAUGCUCGACGACUUCCCGCGCGACCUGCACCCCAUGACCCAGUUCGCCAUGGCCGUCUCGGCGCUCAACUACGAGUCCAAGUUUGCCAAGGCGUACGAAAAGGGCCUCAACAAGGCCGACUACUGGGAGCCCACCUUUGACGACAGCAUCUCCCUGCUCGCCAAGCUGCCCACCAUUGCCGCCAAGAUUUACCAAAACGCCUACAAGGGCGGCGGUGCCCUGCCUGCCGAGGUCGACCUCAACCAGGAUUGGUCUUACAACUAUGCCGCCCUCCUCGGCAAGGGCGGAAAGGAGAAUGAGAACUUUCAGGAUCUCCUCCGUCUCUACCUCGCCCUCCACGGCGACCAUGAGGGCGGCAACGUCUCAGCUCACGCCACCCACCUAGUCGGUAGCGCGCUGAGCGACCCCUUCCUGUCGUACAGUGCCGGUCUACAGGGUCUGGCUGGUCCUCUUCACGGGUACGUUGCUCUCAUUCAAAAAAAAGGAGAAAAAAAAAGACUAACCUUGUACUAUAGCCUCGCUGCCCAGGAAGUCCUCCGCUGGAUCCUCCAGAUGAAAGAAAACAUCCCCGCCGACCACACUGAAAAGGACGUCGAGGACUACCUCUGGUCCACGCUCAACUCGGGCCGCGUCGUCCCCGGCUACGGUCACGCCGUCCUCCGCAAGCCCGACCCGCGCUUCGAGGCGCUGAUGGACUACGCCGCCGCCCGCCCCGAGAUUGCCGCGGACCCCGUGUUCCAGCUCGUCGAGAAGAACAGCCGCAUCGCGCCCGAGGUGCUCAAGAAGCACGGCAAGACCAAGAACCCGUACCCCAACGUCGACAGCAGCUCCGGCGUCCUCUUCCACCACUACGGCUUCCACGAGACCCUGUACUACACCGCCACCUUUGGUGUCUCGCGCGGCCUGGGCCCCCUGGCCCAGCUCAUCUGGGACCGCGCCCUGGGCCUGCCCAUUGAGCGCCCCAAGAGCAUCAACCUCGCCGGCCUCCUCAAGCAGGUUGAGGGCAACUAA